AUGCAAUAUUAUGCAGCAAAACCAAAUGUUACCGAAAAAGGACCCUUUUCUUUUCGGAUGGCAGAGAGAAAGAAGGAUUUGAAAUUCAGCAAGGAUGGCAAUACCGUUUAUUACAAAAGUUACAAACAGUAUUUCUAUGAUCCCGACAUAUCAUGUGCUACAUGCCGUAACAAUCCGGAAUUGAUACUUCCAAAUGUCGUGGCACUGGGAGCGGUAGCAACAAUGAUGCAAGAGAAAGAAUGCGGUCCGACCUGUCGCCUAAUAAUUGAUGUCGGGCUGUUACUUAUGGGCGAGUAUCCUUUUCGAAGGUUGAGGCCAUUGAAUGUUACAUUCUACGGAUACAACGAUCCAUUGCUUUCGCUUGCAAAUUCACCCAUUUUCAAAUUUCUUGGCGAUAAAUUUAACAACGGUAAACCGGUUAUCCCGCUCAAAAUCCCACACUUACCAAAUUUGGCUUUGUUUUACAGACUUAACAAUUCUAAUGAUGAAGAUUAUAUUAUUGAAACGGGUAAAAAAGAUAUUGAUUCAAUUGGAAUGAUUCGAACCUGGGCUGGAUUCAACCUUUUGCCGUUAUCUUGGUGGCAAACAAUGCAAGCGCGAAUGAUCAAUGGAACUGAUACCGGAAGUUUUGCACCGUUACAUUUGACGUCCAACAAUAUUCUCCCUUUCUUCAGUUCAUUUUUGUGUCGAUCAUUUACAGCAGUAUUUUCUAAGCAUUCAACCUAUAAGGGAAUGAAAAGUGUAGAAUUUGUGGUUUCACAAGAAGAAUUUGAUACUAUCGAUAAUAAUUAUAUCGGUUUCCGAUAUCGUAAUCUCGAGAAAAUCAAGUAUUUUCCGGAAUGGAGUCCGUGCUCAAAGAUGACAAGAAGCAAUAACUUUACUUCUUGUUCAAGUACAAGCAUCAAUUGCUUGUUGAAGGAAAACUUGUGUCAUGAGUGUUGCGAAGGGAGCUACGUAAAUGGAACUUACCUGUUACCUCCGGGAAUGUUUCCGCUUGUAUGUUUCCCAGGCAAAAAUGAAACAUUACCAGUGUCAGUCAUCAUAUCACCACCUUAUUUUUCUUAUUCUCCGAAAGAAGUCACUGAUUCGGUAAUUGGUUUUCCACGAUUGGAUAUUAAACCAUCAGCAUUUACGUUUGUCAGAGAACCGUUAACGGGAUUAUUGAUGCAAAUUGAUAUCCAACUGAUGGUGUCAUUUCCUAUGUUUCGAACGAAUGAAUCAACGUAA
This is a messenger RNA of Loa loa (African eye worm), 1227 nucleotides long. RefSeq lists its product as hypothetical. Gene Ontology annotation, cellular component: membrane; cytoplasm. The transcript is spliced from 10 exons. The record is from RefSeq and is a predicted model, not a curated record. Lineage: Eukaryota; Metazoa; Nematoda; Chromadorea; Rhabditida; Onchocercidae. Bases 1 to 1227 code for a protein of 408 amino acids. Gene Ontology annotation, molecular function: scavenger receptor activity.